Molecule: messenger RNA, 2326 nt
Organism: Gryllus bimaculatus (two-spotted cricket)
Lineage: Eukaryota; Metazoa; Arthropoda; Insecta; Orthoptera; Gryllidae
Source: the annotation of a GenBank genome assembly
AUGAAAUACUUGCGCGAACACGAUAAAGAAUGCGACUGGCUGUAUCAAGACUUCCUGUGCAAAGAACCUGGUUCUUGUGUUAUUGCGAGUCCUGGCUAUCCAGGACUUUAUCCUCCAAACAAACUCUGCAAAUAUCAUAUCACCACCAGUUCCAUCCAGACAUUAGUGCACAUCACGUUUACAGCCUUACUCCUGCCAUACAACCAUUGUAGCACUGAUUAUGUUGCCAUAUAUCAAGGAUCUACUCCGUCGAGUCCACUUUUGAGCACUGUGUGCGCCAAUCGCAAAGCGCGUUUCACAUAUUCUGGGCCUAAACUGCUCAUGGAGUUCAGCUCAGGAAACCUAGUCCCACCGUACGACUACAACGGAUUUUUAGCAACGUUAGAGUUCACUGAGAAAAUCACGACGCCCGAACCGCCUCCUGACCUGAGCGCGCGACAUACGGAGCCAAGUGUAAUGAAACAAGUCGACGGCACACUGCGGCCUGACACUUUGUGUGAUGUGGAUUACUAUGGGUUAAGCAGCCCACGUGAUGGGCACCUGACUAACCCAGGAAGCCAGCAAUUGUUUUGGAAUUUUGAAGGCCCCUUGCGGUGUUCUCAGAGGUUCAUUCCUGCAGCGAAUCAAAGUGUUACUUUGACGGUGACGUCCCUUGCACGACUAUCUGCGAACCCGAAUUGUCACACAUUAUGCGGAGACAGUGGCUGUCGCUGUGUCACCAAAGUUAUACCAUUGACACAGAUGGAUCAUCUCGCUAUCAUCACCGACCAAGGCCACGUUGUCUCCUGCCUCUGCGGAGAUUUUCAGCAACAAUGGCUACCUGUAAGUUUGCGUAGUUGGUCGCCAAUGAGACUAGUGUACUCAGUAGCGCAUUACAAUUGGAACAUGCAAGGAUUCUCAUUCACUGCUGAGUAUUCGUUUAUUACUGACGCUGUCUGUGGAUACUCCCGUAUAAUGGAAGACUCGGGAGAGAUCCACUCAAGAAACAUAUCUGCACCAGGAGUUAAGUUAAACCACUACUACCAUCAGGAUUGUAUUUGGCUCUUGGACUCAAAAUCUGAGCGUCAGCUCACAGUAGAAUUGGCCACAGAACAGAGCAGACCCUGUACAGCUUGGAAUCUGACAGCUUACAAAUAUGAUCCAAGUUCCACCGAUAGUUUCGGCGAAAUAGUGCACACUUUCUGCCCACGAGAUAGACGAAAAGAAAUAGCUCUACCAUGGAAAUUGGACACCAUAUUACUGAGGUUACGCGCCACAACGAGCACCGCUCCAGAAUACGUCAUUCGAUGGAGAUCUGAGACAGUACGCGCCAACACCAGAAUCGCUGGCCCAACCAUCGCUCCAUCCACCGCUUCAGAAAUUUGGGUGAUUUCGUGGUACGCCCUGCUUCUCAUGCCACUUUGGUCCCGCACAUAAAUGAAUUCGCAGAAAGACCUAUAACCAUGUGCCUUCAGUGACGUACUGCAAACAAACAUUGACAGUUAGUGUUUUGUAAAUGAAGACUUUUUUAUCUGAAGAGACACCGUGAUUAAAGUGCUGUUAUUCGACGAAUUAAAAUAUCUAAAGAGCGUUUGUGUAGAAAACAUUACAGAAAAUUGCCAUCGUAAUGAAAAAACGAAUUAUAUAGUGUUCAAGAGAGACUGUUGGAUUUAUAAUGCGAAUUUAAGUUGUUAUCUAAUUUGUAAAUCUCAGGAGACACACACAAGUGAAAUAAAAACUAUUGUUGAAAGUGGAAUGAAAGUGUUUUUAAAAGUCAAUACACAUGGUGUUUAAUGUUUACGUAUGUAAAGAGCUGCGAGUUAUCGUCGAAAGAAGACAAAAGGAAAAAAAUCGGAUGUUGGUGUUUGUUUCGAAUUUGCAAAUGUCUUCAAUGUACCUUGCAUUUGCAAGAAGGUUUCAAAGUAAUAAAAUCUAGGAAGAUGUUAUGCCUUUCCAUAAAGAUCAGUACGUGAAUUUAUAAACCAGUGUGGCAUAAGAUCAAAUGUCGGAAUUUAACAAAAAAAAUGAAAAUGUUUGAAUAUGAGUAACGUUUAUACAUUAUAAUUUAAAAAUAAUUCUCAUGUUGAUCGAAAUGGACCUUGAAGGAGUAUGGUACAUAACAACCCAAACAUGUUUACAAUUGGUUUUUAGUUAUUUACAUUUAAUGACAUUUUUUAUUCAGAAUAUGUUUUUGUUUUUUUUUCUUUAAAGCCGAAAAUAAAUAUUUUAAGAACGUUCAUAGAGAUAUGUCUUAAAUUCUUUAAUUUAAAACGUCUUCGAUAUCGGAAAAAAUUUUAUCUUCAGUAUUGUUUUAAAACAUGUAAAUAAAAAAAUCGUUGUAUCAGAC